Molecule: messenger RNA, 1891 nt
Organism: Paramormyrops kingsleyae
Lineage: Eukaryota; Metazoa; Chordata; Actinopteri; Osteoglossiformes; Mormyridae
Source: RefSeq, a predicted model, not a curated record
ACUGCAACCGACCCAGACAAAGACGCCGCCCAAGAAGCCCUCAGGUACUCCCUGCAUGGUCAGGGGGCAGAGAAUGAAUUUAUCAUCGAUGGGGUGACGGGCAAGAUCUAUGCCCAGAAGACUCUGAACCGGGAGGAGCGGGCCGUCUGGCGUUUCGUGGUGCUGGCAACAGACGAAGGCGGCGAGGGUCUGACCGGCUUCACGGACGUCAUUAUUAACGUGUGGGACAUCAAUGAUAAUGCGCCCAUCUUCACCUGCAUGCCAGAGAGCUGCCAUGGCCAUAUACCAGAAAACUCCCCUCCUGGAUCCUCCAUCAUGGAGAUGGGUGCCACUGACAUGGACGACAGUACCGUGGGACAGAACGCCAUACUGACCUACAGGAUCGUGGGAAACGUUCGAAAUAGCGCAAACAUGAACUUGUUUGACAUUAACGCAAACACUGGCACUCUCUUUGUGGCACAGGGCGGCCUUGAUCGAGAGAAGGUUGAUCAGUACCUGCUGGUGGUAGAGGCUAAAGACGGGGGAGGCAUGGUGAGCACAGCCACAGCUACCAUAUGGGUGACCGAUGUCAAUGACCACGCCCCCAGGUUCCUCGAGAGCUCCUGUGCUGCCCGGGUCUCUGAAAAUAGUGAGGUAAAUUCAGCAGUCCUGGAGGUGCUGGCCAUAGAUGAAGACACAGGGGAGAAUGCCCAACUGACGUUUAGCAUUGUAGGCGGGGACCCAGAACAAAGGUUCUACAUUGUUAGCCACCGGCAGGAGCAACGUGGGACACUAAGGCUAAAGAAAAAGUUGGACUAUGAAAAAUCAAAUGAGCAGAGGUUCAACCUUACCCUCAAGGUGGAGGACCUGGACUUCUACAGCCUAAUCCAUUGCAUUGUGGAUGUUGAUGAUCAUAAUGACCAUGCCCCUGUUUUUGUCCCCCAUUUCUAUUUGCUGGAACCAUUAGCUGAAGAUGUGCCUGUUGGCACCAGCAUUGUCAAGGUCACAGCCACAGACUCAGACUCUGGUCCAAACCAGGAGAUAAUCUAUAGCAUUCUGCCAGAUUCUGAUCCGUAUGAUCAGUUUUCAAUAGACCAGACUGGAAUUGUCACUGUUGUCCGGCCACUGGACAGAGAGACUGUGGAGCAACAUUUCUUAAUCAUCUUAGGAACAGACCAAGGAAAUCCACCCCAGACAGGCAGUGCCACAGUUCAGGCGGAUCUGCUAGAUGUCAAUGAUAAUGGCCCCGAGUUUGAAGUAGAGUACAUGCCAGUGGUGUGGGAGAAUACACACGGUCCCCAGGUUGUGCAGAUGAAUCAGACGUCAGUGCUGCUGCAUGUAGUAGAUAGAGACUCCUUUGAAAAUGGGCCACCAUUCUCCUUUUCGCUUCCCAUGGAGUACCGAGACAGCGGGGACUUCUUCCUACAAGACAAUGGCAACAAUACAGCCACAAUCACAGCGCUGCAUGUGUUUGACCGUGAGAAGCAGAAGGAGUUCUAUCUGCCCAUCAUAAUGAAGGACAGUGGCCGACCUUGUAAAACCGUUACCAGCACGCUCACCAUCGCCAUCGGAGACAAAAAUGAUCAUCCGCACCUGCCUGGAGAGAAGGAGAUCUACAUCCAUAGUAACAGAGGAAGGAUGCCAACCACAGUUUUGGGCAAAGUUUAUACCCUGGACCCGGAUGAUUGGGAUAACAAGACAUAUGCCUUUGAGGGACACAUCCCUGGUUUUUUCAUGCUGAACAAGAGGACGGGGUUUCUGAUGAUGAAGGACGGCGCCCCCACUGGCAGCUACCAAUUCAGGGUGCAUGUGUCAGACGGAGUUUGGCCAGACGUUGUGUCCGCUGUGAAUGUACACGUGAAGGACCUGUCGGAUGAGGCCGUCCACAACUCUGCCUCGCUGCGAUUGGCAG